AUGGACAACCACUGCGACAAGUCCAGCGUCGCCAAUGCCGACGAGCUCAACCACAUCGACGAUGUCCCCCAGAAUGAAAAGGCCAACGAUGAGAUAACGCCAAUUACCUCGGCUUUUGCGGGCUUGACGCGUGCCCAGGCUGUGAGGAAGUUCUGGCGCCUUUACGCCACUGGCCUCAUGGUAUCUAUCGGCGCAAUGUACUCCGGUUACGGUCACUCCGUUAUCGGAAGUAUCAUUGCCAACGAAGGCUUCAUCGAACAGUUCGCUACCGUGACCGAUCCCGAGACGGGUGCCCCAGCCCUCAACUCUACCCACGUCUCGCUGUGGCAAGCCAUGAACUUUGCGUCGCAGAUUAUUAUCCAGUUGAUCGCUCCGAUUACGGCUGAUCGGUUCGGUCGCAAGUUCAACAUGUGGGCUUUGACUGUGUUCCUCGCCCUAUCUAUCGUUCUCGCCCUUGUCGCAAAGAGUUGGGAGCUCAUUCUUUGUUCUCGACUGGUUGGUGGUUUUGCCUCGGGUCUUCUGAGCUCUUCCAUCAUGAUCUACCUGUCAGAGACUGCUCUGCCCCAGUUCCGUGGCGCUCUUCUCGGUGGUUUCUCGCUCUUCUUUGCUAUCGGCCAGCUCUUCCUCGCCAUUGGUCUUAAGAUUCUCAAGGACACUACCCCCCUCAAGUUCCGCAACAUCUUUUUCUCCGAGUUUGUCUUCUGUGGUCUCUGGCUUAUCCCCAUGCUCUAUCUCCCAGAGUCACCAGUCUGGUACGCUAUGCACGAUAGACCUGAAGAUGCUAAGAAGGCCUUGCGAAGACUUAUCGGCAACGUCGAAGGCUACGACUUUGACCACGAAUACGCUGUCAUCAAGUACGAAACCGAUAAGUCGGUCGAACUCCAAAAAUCGCACGCCGACAACCAAUGGCGAGCAUUCUUCACUUGGUUGAACAUCAAGAGAGCCAUCAUUGCGACAUUGCCAUUUACCUUCCAGAACUUUGUCGGCGCGCCUCUGUUCUUCAACUACGCGACAUACUUUUUCGCCCUUGCUAAGCUCGACGACCCUUUCCUCGGCAACCUGAUCAUUCAACUCGUCCUGGUAGCCGGUAUUAUCGCCUCGUUUUAUCUCGUUGAUACGGUUGGUCGUCGUACACUCGUCAUCUAUGGUGGAAUCGUGAUGGGUGCCCUCUGCUUCAUCGUUGGUGGUCUUGGUUUCCUCCAGGCCAAUUCGGCCACAGGUGCUGCCUUGGUUACUCUCUGCGCCCUCUGGGCUUUCAUCUAUGCCGUUUCACUUGCUCCAAUUGGCUGGAUUAGUUUGGUCGAAGUCUCGAGUCCCCUCUUCCGCGCCAAAUCGACUGCUUUCGCCUCUAUUAUUCAGUCUGCUAGUGGUGUCCUGUUUAACUAUACGGUGCCGCUCAUGUUGUCUAACCAAAAUGCCGGUUGGGGUCAGAAGAUCGGUCUCUUCUUCGGUGGCAUCACGGUUGUUUAUCUCGUUCCCACGAUCCUCCUAUUCCCCGAGACCAAGGGAAGAACAUAUGAGGAGCUGGAUGAGCUCUUUGAGCGAGGUGUGCCUGCUUGGAAGUUUGCUACCACUGAGACUGCUCACCAGAGAAGUGUUCAGCUCCGCUUGGGUCAGCACUAA
Molecule: messenger RNA, 1623 nt
Organism: Fusarium keratoplasticum
Lineage: Eukaryota; Fungi; Ascomycota; Sordariomycetes; Hypocreales; Nectriaceae
Product: MFS domain-containing protein
Exons: 6
Coding region: 1-1623 (540 amino acids)
Biological process (GO): carbohydrate transport; transmembrane transport
Cellular component (GO): membrane
Molecular function (GO): carbohydrate:proton symporter activity
Source: RefSeq, a predicted model, not a curated record